GGAUUUGAUAGUGGAAAUAUUUCGACCAAACACAGCGUUGCAAUAUGGAAAAAUCGACGAUCUAAAGCGCGUAAAAUCGAGUCAAUAUCGACCCUUCAAGGCGUUGAAAAAUAUCGACUAUCAAAAUUUCGUCCCUUAAUGUAAGCGUCGAUAGUAAAAUUUUCGAAGCUCUAAGGCGUCGAUAUAUGCCCGAAAAAGCGUCUGAAAGUGCAGUGUUUUCCCCUUUCCCGUAGUGUGGCUUUCAAUGGAACAUGUGAAAUGCCUAAAACAGAAGGCAGGUUGUGGAGUCAUCACAGGUCAGCUGAAGAGAUUAUUUAGGUGAUGAUCCUAGCAUUGCAGCUGAUUGUAAGAGAGAAGGGGAAGAGCCACGAAAAAGAGUGCGGAUGACGUCCCAGAGUCUUUCAAGCUAACCAAGAAGGAAAGAGAGAAGCUCAUCAAAGAAUUGUUCAAGUGCUUUCUGAGUAAGUUUCUGAAAGGGUUGAAGGACGUAAAAGAAGCACAUGAUGAUUGAUGGCUUUCUUUCCGUUGUAUGUUCUAAGUUGUUUGUGUUUUGUUCUCAUUUGCCACAGAUGGUUUCCGAAUCUCAGUUCCAAGUCAUUGAGAUCAUUGGAGAACACACCUCACAGCUUGAGUCUGAGAAGAAGAAGCUCUUUAAAAGGUCAACCUUAAACUUAUGGAAGAAUGUGCUGUUGCCUCCGAGUGUGGUAAGGAGCCUCCACCUCCCCUUGAGGAGUCUAAUGUUGAGAGUGAGGAGAAAACUGAUGACGAAAAGGAUCAAGAGAUGACCAGCAGUGACGAUGGGACUGUUAGUUAAUCUUAACCUCCCUAUGAUUUUGUGGUUGUUUUUCGGCAUUCACAUUUUUGGCUUGCUUGUGUUGUCCAACUUUGAUAUCUUUCUUUCUAUGUAUAUUUUGUCAAACAUAGGUUUGGAUGUAGUUGUGAUUUGUCAAGUGGCGCAUUUUGAAUCUUCUUCAACAGCUAAACGUGAAUCAUUAUUGAUUAUUGCAUCCAUCUUAAAAUUGACUUUGAAUUAAACAAUCCAUAUUUCAACAGCUAAACAUGAAUUGUUGCAUACGUCUUACAAUUGACUUCUGAUUAAAAAACCAUAUUUCAACGACUAAACUCUCUAUCAAAAGAACCAACCUUUUCUCAUCACAAAAUGUCAAACUUCAACUAAAUUCACAUUAGUAAGCUUGUAAAUUAAUUCAUCAAUGGAGGGAUUAGUUCGUUGCUCCGCUAAUUACGUUCCACUCUCUCCAAUAAGCUUUUUGGAGCGAGCAGCACUUGUUUACAGAGAUCAACUUUCUGUUGUUUAUGGAAAUGUCAAGUAUACAUGGAGAGAGACUCUGAUUAGGUGCACUAAGCUCGCUUCUGCUCUCAGCCACUUAGCCAUUUCUUAUGGUGAUGUCGUUGCUGCUCUGAUCCCUAACACUCCAGCAAUGUAUGAGUUGCAUUUUGCAGUUCCAAUGGCAGGAGCAGUCCUUUGCUCCUUGAAUAUCCGUCAUGACUCUGCUAUGUUGUCUGUUUUGCUACAACAUUCAAAGGCAAAAUUCAUCUUUGUAGAUUAUCAGUUUUUUGAUACAGUAUGUGGAGCAUUGGAUAUUAUGUCCAAAUCAAGCUCAAGUCUUCCUAACAUGGUCCUAGUUCUCAAUGAACAGUUGAUGUCUGUUGGAAAUGCUAUGCCCUCUUCUAGAAUCUUUGAAUAUGAGAAUCUUUUAGCUACAGGAAAUCCUGAAUGUGAGAUCCGAAGACCAAAAGAUGAAUGGGACCCAAUUGCAUUGAAUUAUACUUCAGGGACAACUUCGAGCCCUAAAGGUGUAGUGUACAGCCACAGAGGUGCAUAUCUGAACUCGUUGGCUACAGUUCUAGUAAAUGAAAUGCUUACAAGGCCUGUAUUUCUGUGGACUGUCCCUAUGUUUCAUUGCAAUGAUUGGUGUUUUACAUGGGGUGUAGCAGCUCAAGGUGGAACAAAUGUUUGCCUGCGUAAUGUUAUAGCAAAGGAUAUAUUCAGUAAGAUUGCUGAUCAUAAAGUUACACAUAUGGGUGGUGCCCCAACGGUACUUAACAUGAUUGUAAACUCUCCAAAUGAUGAUAAGAAGCCUCUUCCUGGAAAGGUGGUAGCAAUAACAGGUGGUGCUCCACCUACCCCUCAAGUACUCUUUAAAAUGGAGGAACUUGGGUUUGCAGUGAUACACGGAUAUGGGCUAACAGAAGCCUACGGUCCAGCUACAGUUUGUGUUUGGAAGCCUGAGUGGGAUACUUUACCUCCGAAUGAGAGAGCAAAAAUCAAGGCCCGACAAGGAGUACUCCUUCUCGGGCUUGAGGAAGUAGAUGUAAAAGAUCCUGUUACUAUGAAAAGUGUGCCUGCUAAUGCAAAGACAAUGGGUGAGGUUAUGCUCAGAGGAAAUACGAUUAUGAAUGGAUAUUUGAAAGAUGAGAAGGCUACUCGGGAAGCUUUUAAGGAUGGAUGGUAUCAUAGUGGGGACUUAGGGGUUAAGUACCCUGAUGGUUAUAUUCAGAUAAAAGACAGAGCAAAAGAUAUAAUAAUAUCUGGAGGAGAGAACAUUAGCUCAAUUGAGAUUGAAUCUGUAAUAGCUAGUCACCCGGCUGUUCUAGAAGUAGCUGUUGUGGCUCGUCCUGAUGAUCACUGGGGUGAGACACCCUGCGCGUUUAUUAAGCUCAAGGAUGGUAUUAGCAGUGCUGAUGUUACUGAUGUAGAUAUAAUGAAGUUCUGUAGGGAUCGCUUACCUCACUAUAUGGCACCUCGUACAGUUGUUUUUGAGGAUCUGCAACAGACUAUAACUGGCAAAGCGCAGAAAUACAAACUCAGGGAGAAGACGAAGGCCAUGGGCAGUCUUAACAAAACCAGCAAACUUUAAGACUAAUUUAAUUACUUCUCCAAGUUCUUUGUUACUACUAUCUUUCUUCAUGCUUUCUGCAAGUCCCUUUUUUUUGUACUGAUGUCCAACUUUUCUGUGAAAUCUAAGAAACAAUAUUGUUCUGCUGUUCUUCAUCAUCGAAAAAAUUUCUACUCAACAGUGUAUGAUUGUAAUUUUCUUGUUCUUUCUUAUUAAAGGACACUGUGUA
This is a messenger RNA of Spinacia oleracea (spinach), 3087 nucleotides long. Its product is annotated as butanoate--CoA ligase AAE1-like. Lineage: Eukaryota; Viridiplantae; Streptophyta; Magnoliopsida; Caryophyllales; Amaranthaceae. The transcript is spliced from 2 exons. The record is from RefSeq and is a predicted model, not a curated record. Bases 1212 to 2879 code for a protein of 555 amino acids.